Aricia agestis (brown argus) is the source of this 3087-nucleotide messenger RNA. RefSeq names its product RNA-binding protein 25-like. The record is from RefSeq and is a predicted model, not a curated record. Gene Ontology annotation, cellular component: spliceosomal complex. Gene Ontology annotation, biological process: regulation of alternative mRNA splicing, via spliceosome; mRNA processing. Gene Ontology annotation, molecular function: mRNA binding; excinuclease ABC activity. Lineage: Eukaryota; Metazoa; Arthropoda; Insecta; Lepidoptera; Lycaenidae. The coding region runs from base 244 to 2811 and encodes 855 amino acids. The transcript is spliced from 19 exons.
CGUCUGAUGUAUUGUUGAAGUCGAUGCGUCUGAAACUGUACUUUCUUAGAAAAAUUGCAAAUAAUCUCGAUUUCUUCGUUAAAUUCGUGUAAAUUAGUUGUAUAGGAGUAAUUUACUUUAGUUUAGCUAUACCUUGUAGAUUCUACGUAAAUGUUAAUGUUUGUAAACGCGUCAGGGAUUUUGGUUUGGUUAUAAGUUAUGUCGAUGUGGUAGUGAUUUUAUAGUUUACCGGGUGAGAGUGAUAUGUCUUUCCCGCCUCGCCCGCCGCUUGUUCCCUAUGGAAUUGCUCCGGGAGUCGUCACGAUGCCUGUUGCUACACAUAUGAUGGUCGGUGCGUAUGGAGCAGGUGGUGGUCGGUCGGCAUUGCUGCCCGCUCCGCAGGUGACCACGUCCAAACCACAGAGGUCAGGCCGAGCGACAAAUGGUUCGAAGGACGAUGGACCACCGGUGACGGUUUUCAUAGGUAACAUAUCUAGCCGUGCUCCAGAUGCAAUGAUCAGAGCGUUACUCGGUGCCUGUGGGCCAGUGAUCAGCUGGAAACGAGUCAGCACAUUCGGAUUCUGUGAGUUUGCUGGCCCGGAGGCGGCGCUCCGAUGUGUGAGGCUCCUGCACGAGAGGCCACUGGCAGAUAAGAAGUUGCUAGCGCGGACCGAUGGCAAGAUGCAGGCCUUGGUCGAUACUUAUAAAACGGAGCAGCGCUCGCGCCUCGGCGACACGACCGCCCCGACCGACGGCAGCGAAGCCCCCUACCUCGACGCCGCCAUGCGGGCCGCAGACGACGCCGCCGCCCGCCGCCUGCAGCAGCUGUACCGGGAUUACCAGGAUGACAUCAACAACUAUGAGCUGCUGCAGAAAGAGGAGGCUAUUUCUAAGACGGCACGCGCGCUCGAGGAGGCCGACAUAUCGGAGGAGAAACGCGACGUCAUACACCGCGAGAUCGGCAAGUUCCGCGAGAGCAUGAAGGAGGAAGCUGACGUGGUAGUGAGGAGGAAGAAGGAUGUGAAAGAAGACGGGAAAGACAAGGACAGAGAUAGGGAGCGAGACCGCGACCGAGACCGAGAGCGGGAGAGAGAUAGAGACAAGGAGAGAGAGCGGGAUAGAGAUAGGGAGAGAGAGCGGGACAGAGAUAGGGAGAAGGAGCGCGAGAGAGACAAGGACAGACGACGGAGGAGCGUUUCCAGAGGCAAGGAUCGGCGAGAGGAACGUGACAAGGAACGCGACAAGGAGCGGGAGAGAGAGAGGGAGGAGAGAGAACGAGACCGCGAGCGGGAGCGGGAGAGAGAGCGGGAGAGGGAGCGAGAGCGAGAAAGAGAGAGGGAGCUGCGGGAGAGAGAGAGAGAGAGGGAGCGAGAGGCCCGCGAGAGGGAGAGAGAGAGAGAACGCGAGCGGGACAGAGAUCGUGAACGCGAGCGGGAAAGAGAACGCGAGAGGGAGAGAGAGCGCGAACGCACUCGGUCCCGCUCUCGUGUGAGAGAGGGGGACGCGCGGAGAGAGAGAGAGAUAGAGGAGGAGGCGAGAGAUAGGAAGAGACUCGAGAAGAGGGCGAGAGAGAAGGAGGCCGCUUAUCAGGAGAGGUUACGCAACUGGGAGAGUCGCGAGCGACGCAAGGCCAAAGACUACGAGCGCGAGAAGGAGAGGGAGAGAUGCAGAGAGGAGGAGAGAGAGAGAGAGGCGAAACGUCUCAAACAGUUCCUCGAAGACUAUGACGAUGAGCGAGACGAUCAUAAGUACUACAAGGGCAAAGAGUUGCAGCGGCGACUCGGCGCGCGCGUCCGCGAAGCGGAAAGCGACGGCCGCGAGCGAGCGAGAGAGCACGCCGAGUUGGAGGCAUUACGCGCUAAGGUGCUGGGAGGCGCAGACCCCGCCGACCCCGCCGCCAACGCCGCCUGGGAGCGAGCGAGACAGGAACUAGAACAAUCAUACGCACCGCGGCUACUAGUUGACGCGCGCGCGAGCGGCGAGCAGCAGCGUGCGCGCGAGCGAGCGCGGGCGCAGCAGCGGGAGCGGGCGCGGGAGGAGGCGCGCGAGCGGGCAGCGCGCGACCGCGACAGAUAUCUGCGUGACCAGGCGACACGUCAACUACCGACCGAGGCGGAGCCGAUAGACAGCGACGACAGCGGCGGCGCGUCGCCGAGCGCGUCGCUGACCCCGCCCCGCGCGCCGCCCCCGCGCACGCCGCCCACCCCGCCCCCCGCCACGCCGGAGCGCCCCCACCGGGGCAUAGUUUCCGACGAGAGUUCACCGAUCAGCAUCAGCUUCCGCAGCAAGGGCAGCCCCACACCCUCCGCUGACACUCCCACCGAGGGCCGGUUGCGACGCAGCGCGCUCGCGGCGUUCGCGCCAGACGACGAUCCGCCGCCGCCCAGACAUCCUAUGAAAGAAAAGAAAGACAAAGACAAGAGUAAAAAAGAAGAGAAGGCGGCAGCGGAUAAAGAGAAAGCAGAUAAGAGCGAUAAAGAGAAUAAAAGCGCCGAAGAGAAGAGGAAGCACAUUAAGAGUCUCAUAGACAAGAUUCCGACGCAGAAGGAGCAGUUGUUCCAAUACAAAUUGGAUACUGCACAGAUCGACAACACCCUUAUGGAGAAGAAGAUCCGUCCAUGGAUCAACAAGAAGAUCAUCGAAUAUAUCGGCGAACCGGAGCCGACUUUAGUGGACUUUAUAUGCAGCAAGGUGCUAGCCGGUUCCGCGCCGCAGGGGAUACUAGACGACGUGCAGAUGGUGCUGGAUGAAGAAGCAGAGGUUUUUGUUGUGAAGAUGUGGCGACUUCUUAUAUACGAGUUGGAGGCGAAGCGCGCUGGACUAGCCAAGUGAAACUACUAACUAGAGACUAGCGGAUAGACUACUGGAUUAGAUACUAGACUCUACUAUAUUCGCGUUAUAGCAUAUUCACUUUGAUUAGUGCAAGUGCAGGUGAUUAGUGAUUAGUAAAAAAUAUUAAAGGAUUUGCACUAAUCAAUAAUCAGUCACUGUCCACACUUGCUUUUUCCUAAUUACUUAUCACCUGCACUAAUCACUAAUCAAAGUCAAUACAUGGCCUGGCUGGAUUUGCCAGGUGCCGCUAUGUAUAUCGUGUCAAACUGCUGUCAU